ACGUUGCCGCGCUAGCUGCCGUAAAACGAGCGGUUCUUUCUCCUCCGUACAGACACUGUUGCACCCAUUCAUGGACUUCUUUUUCUCAAGUUGCUCAUUAUGAGUUCUUCUGCCGUGCUGAAAACGCCUGGAAACACAAGUGAUGUCUACGCCUCUGUGGACAGCUAUCCAUGGGACGAUGAUCAAGAAUUCCAAGCUGGUCUCAGUGCUAUACUGGGUAGCAACAGCUCACCUGAGCAAUCCAUAGAGCUGGAACUACGCGCUCGUUGCUUCUACUACUCCAGAAAAUACAACACCAACAUCGACUUCAACACCUACAAAGCCUACCGUGCAACCAAUCCUACCUCUACAACCGGCACAGCUGCCCCCACCACAGCCGCAACAGUCGUCUCAGAAGCCUCAACCGCCCCCUCAACAACCUCAGCCGGCCCAGAGCCCGCAGCGCCCUACCCCACCUCCUUCGCCCACAUCGUCGACCUCAUCACAACGGGCCAGCCCAUCCCCGGCAUAAAAGAGAUCCCCAACACCGUCCUCGAAGGCCAAGGCACCUCCGCCUCCCAGCCGCGGCGCAAGAAGCCAUGGGAGAAAGACACCUCUCCCCCCUCUCCGCCCGCCACCACACUCGCCGAACCCGAAGCUCCAGCAGCACCAUCUGUAUAAAACCCGCCGGACCCACCUCCUUAGACCCCCUCCAAAGGCCCCAAAACCCUCCCAAUCCGGCAACCCAUCU
Messenger RNA from Mytilinidion resinicola, 730 nucleotides. RefSeq lists its product as uncharacterized. The coding region runs from base 100 to 660 and encodes 186 amino acids. The record is from RefSeq and is a predicted model, not a curated record. The transcript has 2 exons. Lineage: Eukaryota; Fungi; Ascomycota; Dothideomycetes; Mytilinidiales; Mytilinidiaceae.